This is a messenger RNA of Saccharomyces eubayanus, 1563 nucleotides long. It is a transcript of the gene NMD3, whose product is annotated as ribosome-binding protein NMD3. Gene Ontology annotation, cellular component: nucleus; cytoplasm. The transcript has a single exon. The record is from RefSeq and is a predicted model, not a curated record. Gene Ontology annotation, biological process: ribosomal large subunit export from nucleus. The coding region runs from base 1 to 1563 and encodes 520 amino acids. NCBI's taxonomy places the organism in Eukaryota, Fungi, Ascomycota, Saccharomycetes, Saccharomycetales, Saccharomycetaceae. Gene Ontology annotation, molecular function: ribosomal large subunit binding.
AUGGAUUUUGCGCCUGUUGAUCAGCACCAGCACCAGCACCAAAAUGCUGCUACGCUUCUAUGUUGUAACUGUGGUACCCCGAUUGAUGGGUCUACCGGGUUGGUUAUGUGUUUCGACUGUAUCAAGUUGACUGUGGACAUUACUCAAGGUAUUCCUAGAGAGGCUAACAUUUCGUUUUGUAGAAACUGUGAAAGAUUUUUGCAACCACCUGGACAAUGGAUCAGAGCCGAACUAGAAUCUAGAGAAUUGUUGGCUAUUUGUUUGCGUCGUUUGAAGGGUCUGACCAAAGUCAGAUUAGUGGAUGCUUCCUUUAUUUGGACAGAACCUCAUUCCAGACGUAUCAGAAUCAAGCUUACCGUGCAGGGGGAAGCUAUGACAAAUACGAUUAUUCAGCAGACUUUUGAAGUGGAAUAUAUUGUUAUCGCUAUGCAAUGCCCAGACUGUGCUAGAUCCUACACCACGAACACGUGGAGAGCUACCGUUCAAAUCAGACAAAAAGUGGCUCACAAGAGGACAUUUUUGUUUUUGGAACAAUUGAUUUUGAAACAUAACGCUCAUGUGGAUACUAUUUCUAUCAGUGAAGCUAGAGACGGUUUGGAUUUCUUCUACGCUCAAAAAAAUCAUGCUGUUAAAAUGAUAGACUUCUUAAACGCUGUUGUUCCAAUUAAGAACAAAAAAUCUGAAGAACUUAUCUCUCAAGAUACCCAUACCGGUGCGUCUACUUAUAAAUUUUCAUAUUCUGUUGAGAUUGUCCCAAUCUGUAAAGAUGAUUUGGUAGUUCUACCUAAGAAACUGGCUAAAUCCAUGGGUAAUAUCUCUCAACUCGUCUUAUGUUCUAAGAUUUCCAACACUGUCCAGUUUAUGGAUCCAACAACUUUACAAAUCGCGGAUCUGUCGCCAUCCGUGUACUGGAGAACACCAUUUAGCUCCUUGGCAGACGUCACCCAAUUAGUCGAAUUCAUAGUCCUGGACGUGGAUUCUACAGGUAUAAGUAGGGGUAAUCGUGUUUUGGCAGAUAUAACCCUUGCUAGAACUUCAGAUUUGGGUGUCAACGACCAAGUUUACUAUACCAGAUCUCAUCUCGGUGCUAUUUGCCAUGCAGGUGAUAGUGUCAUGGGUUAUUUCAUUGCUAAUUCCAACUACAAUUCAGAUCUGUUUGAUGGAUUAAAUAUCGACUAUGUGCCCGAUGUGGUUCUUGUGAAGAAAUUGUACCAAAGAAAGAGCAAGAAGAGUAGACACUGGAAGUUGAAGAGAAUGGCUAAGGAACACAAGGAUAUUGACGCCUCUCUGGAUUACAACUCGAAAGCCCAAAAGCAAGAAAUGGAACGUGCCGAGAAAGAUUACGAAUUAUUCUUGCAAGAAUUGGAAGAGGAUGCUGAAUUAAGACAAAGUGUUAACCUAUAUAAAAACCAAGCACCAGCUGCGCCUACUGAAGAGCAUGAUAUGGAUGAAGAUGAAGACGAAGAUGCUCCACAAAUUAAUAUCGAUGAACUACUGGACGAAUUGGACGAAAUGACUUUGGAUGAUGGAGCCGAAGCUGCCCCCGUAGAAGCUCAGCAAUAA